This is a messenger RNA of Leucoraja erinaceus (little skate), 3410 nucleotides long. It is a transcript of the gene parp3, whose product is annotated as poly (ADP-ribose) polymerase family, member 3. Gene Ontology annotation, molecular function: NAD+ poly-ADP-ribosyltransferase activity. The transcript has 11 exons. The record is from RefSeq and is a predicted model, not a curated record. NCBI's taxonomy places the organism in Eukaryota, Metazoa, Chordata, Chondrichthyes, Rajiformes, Rajidae. Gene Ontology annotation, cellular component: site of double-strand break. The coding region runs from base 162 to 1751 and encodes 529 amino acids.
GAGAUCACGAGCUGGAGCAGCAAGCCCUGUCCCGUGAGGCUGAGAGGAGGAAUUUCUCUCGUGCUGAUUGGAUUGUGUUUUUUUGUGAUUGAGACUUGUUCCGACUUGUCCUGUGUGUGCAGCAACUCCAAGACUCUCCCAGGCUGCGGGUCCCAGUCACCAUGCCACCAAAGAGGAAAUCUGUUGGCACCAAACAAGCUGUUGCCAAGGGCAAAAAGGUCAAAGUUGAACCAGAGGAAGAUAACUUCAAGUCAACUGCUAACGCCCUGAAAGCAGCUCCAAAGGAGAAGAUCAAGGCCAAGAUUGACGAAUAUUGCCAUCUGAGUGUCGGUGCAGCUGUGAUUCAUGAGGACUAUGACUGCAUGCUGAACCAAACCAACAUUGGAAACAACAACAAUAAGUUCUACAUUAUCCAGCUGAUCGAACUGAACGGCGAGUACUACUGCUGGAACCGCUGGGGCCGGGUGGGAGAACCUGGCCAAGACAAGUUGAGUUCUUCACUUACACUGGACAAUGCAGUGAAGGAGUUUGAAAAGAAGUUCAAAGACAAGACGAAGAACAACUGGGCGAAUAGAGAUUCCUUUGUCGCACAUCCUGGAAAAUACACCAUCAUUGAAGUUCAGCGGGGCAAUGAAAAAACAACAAUUAUGAAGGAUGACACUGUGGAUGGAAGUGAAGUGGUGAAUAAGAAUGUCCAACCUUGCACUUUAGACAAAGCCACCCAGAGCCUGAUAAAACUGAUCUUCAGCAACGAUAUGUUCCAGGAACAGAUGGAAACGAUGAAUCUUGAUUUGAAGAAGAUGCCCCUUGGGAAGCUGAGUAAGCAGCAAAUUGCCAAGGGCUUUGAUGUACUGAAUGAGAUGGAAGAGGCCUUGAAGAGAGCCCGCAACACAAAACAGCUGGAAGAGUUGUCCUCAAAGUUCUACACUAUUAUUCCUCACGACUUUGGACGUAAUCGACCCCCAGUGAUUGAUACUCCAGAAGUGCUUCAAGCCAAAAAGGACAUGCUGCUGGUGCUUGCAGAUAUCGAACUUGCACAGAGUCUCCAAGCAGAAAAGGAAGAAAAGCCGAAGAUGGAGGAUGUUGAGGUGCCACAUCCUCUGGAUGAAGACUACAAUCUAUUGAAGUGUGACCUGUCACUUGUGCCGUGCAACGAUGAAGAAUUCAAGAUGGUUAAGAAAUAUGUGGAUGCAACUGGUUGCUCAUAUCGUUCCAUUAAGGUUGUCAAUGUCUGGAAGUUGGACAGACAAGGAGAGGCCGAACGUUUCAAGAAACACCAGGAGAUCAAGAACCGUCGUCUCCUGUGGCACGGGACCAACAUUGCCGUUGUUGCUGCAAUCCUGAAAACUGGGCUGCGGAUCAUGCCGCACUCAGGGGGCCGUGUUGGUUGUGGGAUCUACUUUGCAUCUGAAAACGACAAGUCGGCAGGAUAUGUUGGCUUCACAUCCAAGAAUGAAGGUGUCAUGUUCCUGACGGAAGUGGCUUUGGGGAGAGAACACUCCAUUUUUAAAGAUAAUAGUCAACUGAGAAAUCCUCCCAAAGGCUUUGACUGUGUCGUUGCCCGUGGUGAAACUGAACCAGAUCCCUCUAAGGACAAGGAACAUAUUAUGGAUGGGAAGAGGGUGAUGGUGCCACAGGGCAAACCCAAGAAGAUGAAGCUGGAUAAAACCACCAGCUUUAGCCAGAGCGAGUAUGUGGUCUACCAGGAGAGCCAGGCAUACCUCCGUUACUUGGUGCAGGUGACGUACUGACAGUCCCCUGCUGCUCCUGCACCUGGGAGACCCACAGACCUGUUGGCUUCCCAGAGUUGCCUUAAUUGAGAAAACAAUAAUGAGCUUACUUUCUUUCCUCCUGCAUUGGGCUGGUUGGGUUAGUCUUCCAGAACCGCUUUUGAACUUCUUGCCCAAUAUUACAGAUACCAAGGGUGGAGUGAGUUCUGUCCAGGACACAAAAACACUAAAGCAAGUUCUACACCCUCUUCGCUGAGUGCAGGCUAGUUCAGCUGGGCUGUUUAGUGGCAUCAUUUGACCAGACAGCUCUGUUUCAAUCCUCACAGGCAGAUGUCAAUGAUGCAAUGUUAGUUCUGAGUUAAUGUCAGUCACUGACCAUGUGGGGAGUUCCACGACUGGGAUAUUUGGUCUUACUCAGCCAGGCUAGACUUCUGACAUUGGGCAGAACUGACUAAAUCCCACAUGAGGCUCCCUCAUAGUAAAUCCGUGAACUGACUGAUUCUGCUCUCACACCUUUCCCAAGGAUAUACGUUGAUUGGCACAACCACUGGAUACAGUGAGCAACUCAUUGAACCGAUGGGGUUGAACCUAAAAUUUCUUUGAGUAACUCAGUGAGGUGGGUUUAAAUCACCAGGUCACACUACAGUCUUUAUUUAAGGCCACUGAGUAACUCCCUCAGCUGCUAAUCUUGGCAUCUGUUGAACCUCAGAGUAACAGAGAAUUAGCUUCCAAGCCUCCACCAGACCACACUCAGUUUGUAGGAGACCCUGGCACCAAGGUAUCCCAGAUGGGUUGGAUUGGGUGAUGCUCUAUCUAGCUGUCUCCAGUCACGUCACUCUUGGCUUCCUGAGUUGCCCAUCAUCAAUUUAGGGACUUUUGUUGCCACACGAGGAACGUAAACAGUUCCAUAGUUGGUGUAUGAUUUCUCCAUCAGUGCACUAACUUCUCCUUGGAUGCUUAAGUAUUCAUUCCCAGUAUUUUCCCCGCAGUCUUUCUUGGCCGCUGGAAAUGGCUGGCAGACUGAAACUGGGGCAGAAAAGAUGAGGUGGGAACCCCCAGGUUUGAGGCCCCAAACCUGUGGGUCUAUGUGCAGAUUGAUGGGCUUUGAUCCUGGCCACCCAUCUAACCAGUGCAUCGUCUAUGGCCUUCCUCUUUCCUGAGAUUAGCUUGCUGUUGUGACAAGCAGAAGUGGAGGCUGGUUGAUGGAUAGCCUUUGGACUGGUUGGCUGUGAUGGGACGCCGACAAUUGGUGAUUGUGCCGCGAUGUUUCGACAAGAAGUUGAAACAGUGAUUCCAUAGUUUGCCACAGUAUCAGGGCCCAGCACUCAGCAUAGGACAGCUCUCCAAUCUCGGGUACAUGGAGGUUAUAGGUUUCCCUUGGCACCUGGAGGUGGUUGACCCCAUCUUCAGGUGGGCCUGACUGAAAAGCAGCACUGCCUGUGGGUUUACUGGAUGCCAGAGCACCGUCGAGGCUCUGCUGUCUGUACUUCGACCUGUUGCUCUGUACAAGGUUUCCCGUGUUAGUGGGUUGCACUGUGAUAGUUGGUACCUGUAACCUGUGUUAAUCUGACCAGAUGUCUUGGCAUUAUAUUUGCACUAUUAAAGCAUUCUCUUGUUCCUGAUGUCUUGGCAUUGUAUUUGGAUUAUUAAAGCAUUCUCUUGUUCUAGUGUUGAACUGAA